GCUCCCACUUUCCUUCCCCCAUCAUCCUCUUCAAACUAUUUUUCCUCCUCGAGAAUGGGCCAUACCAAGCGCAGGAGCGCAAGGCCAGCUCAGCAGGUGCGACCACGUACAACGAGGAGCAAAGGCAGGCCACUCACCGACGUUGGGGAGAACACGCAACAGCUCACUGAGCAAUUACGAGGGCUUGGGCUUUAUGCCGCGCCCACGCUAGGUGACGGCAAUUGCCUAUUUCGCGCAUUGUCCGACCAGCUAUAUGGCACCGAUACUUAUCAUCUCAAACUUCGUCAUGCGCUCUGUAAUUGGAUAGAAGCACACAAAGAGCGGUAUGCACCUUUCGUAGACGACGACCGUGGACUUGAUGUUCAUCUUCAAUGUAUGCGGCAACCUGGUACUUACGGCGGACACCUUGAAUUAUCCGCUUUUGCGCAUUUGACAAGACGUAAUGUCAAGGUCAUUCAACCUGGUCUUGUUUAUGUGAUAGAGUGGGAUGCAGGUGCCGAACCGUCCGAUGCACCUGCACCCUCGUUGACUUCUCUGGGCCUGCCUGAAGUCGACCCUUCUGCCGCUAUCAUCAACGAGCGUGAACGACGUAAGCUCAAACGCAACCAGAAGCGUCUAGAGGAGAAACCUGCUGUGCAGACUCCUGCGCCAGACUCUGACGACGAAUCAACCACGCCUCAAGGUACCGUCUACGUAGCAUAUCAUGAUUGGGAACACUUUUCAUCGAUUCGCAAUCUUCGUGGUCCGCAUGCCGGCCUGCCCAACGUGCAUGAAAUGUCAUCGCCAGAUCACCACGACCAUCCUCCAUCUCCGCCAAAGAAGCCAGCUUCGAAGGGGAAGGAGCCAAAGCGGACCCGCAUUCAACCCUCAUUGUCGAAACCGCCUAUAGUCAAGAUCGACGAAGUGACUGCACUGCCUUCUACACCUUCGCAGAUCCCUCUUCCUCCGUCACGUUCUCCGUCACCUGAAUCUCUUCCCGCUUCACUACCCUAUCCAAUGCCGGAUUCUGGACUUCCUCGAUCGUAUCGCUCACCGAAGCGGUCGUUUGACGAAUCUUCGGCGUCUUCCGAUGGUUCGCAGAGUGCAGCGAAGAGACCACGCAGCGCCACUCGAGCCCCAUUCGCCAAUACAUUGUCGGUUUCGGGUCCGCAAACACCGGAGGAUGACUUCGAGGAUGUCGACACCCCUGAUUUGACAGCAUCCAAUCCGGGUUCACCUUCGUCCACGAGUUCACUCUCGCCAAUGUCUUCUCCUUCCCCAUCUCCUCCGCCUGAACCCGAUCGACGUCUCACGCGAAGAGAGAGGAAACGACUUGGGCUGCCGAAGCCUAGGGCUCAUAGCACGAAGGUCAGCGCAGGCAAGAUCGUCAUUCCUGGUGGCCGAUUCAGGUCCAAGCAAGGCACGUCCUCAGGUGCGGAGGAGUGGCAGAAGAACGGGACUGGGCGGCUGGACGUUAGAGGGUUCCGAGAGCUCAAGAUCUAAUGAGCAAGCCACGCCGACAAGCAUUUUCUCCUCUGAUUGGCACGGACACCUACAGUCUACACCUACAUCCAUCUCGCACGGACGCAUCUCGCAUUCUCAUCUUGUCGUUUUUGUUUUGCACAGCAUUUUCUCGGGCUUGUUCCUCUCAUCAUCUCCAUACCCUGGCAUUCUCAAAUCUCGGCAAUCUAGUCAGCAUACAUCCAGCAUACCCUCCACUUGGAUUCUAUCUUAUGUAUUCUAGCCACUGUCCUCGUCAUGACCCUUGACGAUCCGUUCACGUUCAUAUAUCCACUAUCUAUCAUCCAUCUCACUCUUCCUCUCAACCAGAACUUUGUUUCGCGUGUUUUAUACAGUCUAUACAUGGGUAGGGUGAUCGAUGUACAACGUAGUAUAGAUCGUGUUUGCAGAUAUAAUAUACUGUAUAUUUAUCAGUUUGUGUCUCUGUC
Somion occarium is the source of this 1928-nucleotide messenger RNA. NCBI's taxonomy places the organism in Eukaryota, Fungi, Basidiomycota, Agaricomycetes, Polyporales, Cerrenaceae. The record is from the annotation of a GenBank genome assembly.